Molecule: messenger RNA, 792 nt
Organism: Cynara cardunculus var. scolymus (artichoke)
Lineage: Eukaryota; Viridiplantae; Streptophyta; Magnoliopsida; Asterales; Asteraceae
Exons: 3
Coding region: 1-792 (263 amino acids)
Biological process (GO): proteolysis
Molecular function (GO): nucleic acid binding; zinc ion binding; aspartic-type endopeptidase activity
Source: RefSeq, a predicted model, not a curated record
AUGGCACUAUUCGAGGCCUUGUAUGGUCGAAAAUGUAAAACUCCCAUAUGUUGGCUCGAAGCAGGAGAGAAGCAAUUCACCGGACCCGAGAUCUUUCAAGAGACGUUGGAUAAGUUGAAAGACAUUAGAGAGCCUUUGAAAGUGGCACAAGAUCAUCAAAAGAGCUAUCUAAUAAUUAAGGAAGACCGAUCGAGUUUCAAGAUUGCUGCCACUUCAGAUUCAGGUGAUAGUGGUACGAAAGGAAACAGAGAUGUGUUUCAAGGAAAUUCUAUCGGGCGAGGAACCAAUCGGGCAGGUCAGUGGAAACAACCAAAUUAUWGACCUCCAAUUGCAUUUCAAGGAACUUCUAGUAAAGGUUUUUCGAAUACGAAUUCUCUGUUACGGUGCAAAUAUUGUGGUUUUAGACAUCAUCCUGGCCCAUGUAUUCGAAUGACCAGCGCUUGUUAUAAUUGUGGUCAACGAGGUCAUAUAGCUCGUGAUUGUAAACAAGGGCCAAAAGAUAAUUCUAAAGAUAAAGAGAAGCAAUCUACUGCCGGUGGUCGAGUGUUUACACUAUCUGCUGACAAAUCUACUGCGGGUAUGAUUUCUGGUACCAUUUCUAUUGACAGUAGAGAUGCAUAUGUUUUAUUUGAUACAGGUGCUACACACUCGAUUGUCUCUGAAAACUUUGAAGAAAAUCUUAAAUCGUAUGAACAAUCCACUGAAUUUCCAUUACAUAUUACUACUCCCAUGGGUAGUUCAGUAUGUAUAUUUGGGCAAUUCCCAAACUGUCCGUUAUUUAUUGGCGAUUGA